Mugil cephalus (flathead mullet) is the source of this 8209-nucleotide messenger RNA. RefSeq names its product A disintegrin and metalloproteinase with thrombospondin motifs 20. Gene Ontology annotation, cellular component: extracellular matrix. Gene Ontology annotation, molecular function: zinc ion binding; metalloendopeptidase activity. The transcript has 39 exons. Gene Ontology annotation, biological process: extracellular matrix organization; proteolysis. The record is from RefSeq and is a predicted model, not a curated record. Lineage: Eukaryota; Metazoa; Chordata; Actinopteri; Mugiliformes; Mugilidae. The coding region runs from base 304 to 6036 and encodes 1910 amino acids.
GAAAGCGUAUUUGGCACUGAUCCCUCCUUUCAGUAUAGACUGCAGUUUGCAUCAGGCAAUUUCUGCGUCAGGGGGAUGAAUGUGUCAUAAAUAGUUCGCCUUUAUAGAGGGCAGCGGAUGCACGUUUAGCAAUGCGAUGAGGCCAAUGCACUUUGCAAGACUUGCGCCGCAGAGAGCCUCCGCGGAUCCCACGACCUGUUGCUGACAAGCCGGGGGAAAGGAGAGGGAGAGGGGGAGCCGCUCGGGAGAGACAGAGGGUACUGCCUUGGAGACCACAGUCCUGGUUUCUUCGCGGAGGAAAUCAUGCAGUUUGCAAUCUGGCUGGUUGGACUAAUGUGUCAUCUGUCAGCACUUGUCCGGGACACUCUGCAAUACCCGUUGCAUCCGAAACAAGAAAGCUUCAUCAAGCAGCUGUCAUCGUAUGAAAUCAUCACCCCGCUCCGCGUGAACGACUUCGGAGAGUCAUUCCCCCACAAAUUGCACUACAGGCGGAGACGCAGAAGUUUGAAUGACGACCUGUCGGGCUUACGGGUUCACUACAGGAUUGAUGCAUUCGGGGAGCGCUUUCAUCUCAAUCUGACGGCAGACUCCGGCUUCAUCGCCCCCUCUUACACGGUGACACACUUGGGAGCGGAGCAGGACAACGACACGGAAUCCCUCUUCCACGACCCGAGCGAUAUGCGCCACUGCUUUUUCCGCGGACACGUCAACGCCAAGAGCGAGCACCCUGCAGUCUUCAGCCUGUGCACUGGCCUCAUUGGAACUUUUACGACACAACACGGCGAAUACUUCUUGGAGCCUCUUAUAAAUGCUGUGGGGGACGAAUAUGAUGAAGAGCACAAUAAACCUCAUCUUGUCUAUCGACAUGAGAGGAAAAGGAACACCUCGAACACCGACAACAGCAAAGAGCCCUGUGGUGCCUCAGACAACUCCAAGCGACCCAUCUCUUUUGAGAGCAGAGGGAAUAUGGGAGAGGAGCUGGAUUCUCUCAGAGCCUCGAUAGACGAUCAAGAUAUCCACGGAAACAACUCCACAGACAUGCACCCCAAACCCCCACGCAGACGCAAGCGUUUCCUCUCCUACCCUCGCUACGUUGAGCUAAUGGUGACAGCGGACGUUAAAAUGGCACGGCACCACGGACGCAACCUGGAGCACUACAUCCUAACAAUCAUGUCAGUAGUAGCAGCAGUGUACAGGGACCCCAGUGUAGGAAACCUCAUCAACAUCAUGGUUGUCAAGCUAGUCAUCAUCCACAAUGAACAGGAAGGGCCCACGGUGAGUUUCAACGCUGCCACCACUCUGCACAACUUCUGUGUCUGGCAGCAGAGGCAAAACGUCCAGGACGACAGCCAUCCUUCUCACCACGACACUGCACUCCUCAUUACCAGGGAAGACAUCUGCCGUGCGAAGGAUAAAUGUGACACAUUAGGGCUCGCGGAGCUGGGGACCAUGUGCGACCAGUACCGAAGCUGCUCCAUCAGCGAGGAAAACGGAAUUAGUGCCUCGUUCACCAUCGCUCAUGAGCUGGGCCAUGUGUUCAACAUGCCUCAUGAUGACAACCCUAAGUGCCGGGAGGCUGGCAUGAAGCACCAGUAUCAUGUCAUGGCUCCUACCCUCAACUAUGAUACCAGUCCCUGGUCGUGGUCCAAGUGCAGUCGCAAGUACAUCACAGAGUUUCUAGACACUGGAUAUGGAGAAUGCCUCCUGGAUGAACCAACAGGCAGGAUAUACGAGCUGCCCACCUUACUUCCUGGCCAGAUCUACAAUGCCAACAGACAGUGUGAACUGAUGUUCGGUCCAGGAUCUCAAAUUUGUCCUUACAUGAAACAGUGCAAGAGGCUGUGGUGCACGAGUGCGGAGGGGGACCAUAAAGGCUGUCGCACGCAGCACAUGCCGCUGGCUGAUGGGACCGACUGUGGACAUGGAAUGUACUGCAGACAUGGAAUGUGUGUAAACAAGGAGUUGGACCUGCAGCCAGUCCAUGGGGAGUGGGGUCCCUGGGGCCCUUACAGCAUGUGCUCCCGGUCCUGUGGCGGAGGAACAAGGAGCACCAUGAGAGACUGCAACAAGCCUGAGCCCAGGAAUGGGGGUAAGUUCUGUGUGGGUCGCAGGAUGAAGUUCCGCUCAUGCAACACUGAGCCGUGCCCGAGAGGAAGGAAAGAUUUCCGUGAAGAGCAGUGCUCUCAGUUUGAUGGCAAGCACUUCAACAUCAACGGUCUACCUCCCACCGUCCGCUGGGUUCCCAAAUAUAGCGGCAUAUUAAUGAAGGAUCGGUGUAAGCUGUUUUGCCGGGUUGCUGGGACCACAGCGUACUAUCAGCUGAAAGACCGCGUCAUUGAUGGCACACCGUGCGGGCCGGACACUUACGACAUCUGUGUUCAAGGCCUUUGCAGGCAAGCAGGCUGCGACCAUGUCCUCAACUCCAAGGCCAGGAACGACAAGUGUGGAGUGUGUGGCGGAGACAACUCAUCAUGCAAAACUCUAGCGGGGACAUUUAAUGAUGCUCAGUAUGGUUACAACACAGUGGUGCGCAUCCCAGCUGGAGCCACCAACAUCGAUAUCAAGCAGGUCAGCUACUCUGGGAAGCCAGAAGAUGACAACUACCUCGCCUUAUCUGAUAGCCAGUCCAACUUCCUCCUUAACGGCAACUUUGUGGUGGCCAUGUUCAAAAGGGAAAUCAACUUCAAGGGAACAGUCAUUGAUUACAGCGGCUCAGACACAAAAGUUGAGCGCAUCAACUGCACUGAACGCAUCGAGGAGGAGCUCGUCCUACAGGUCCUGUGUGUGGGAAACCUCUACAACCCAGAUGUGCGCUACUCCUUCAACAUACCCAUCGAGGAACACAGGGAGCAGUUUGUGUGGGAUCCCUCAGGCUCCUGGCUCGAGUGCAACCGCAUCUGUCAGGGUGAGCGAAGACGAAAGGCAGUGUGCGUGCGCAAGAGCGAUCACCUUGAGGUUUCGGACCAACGCUGUGAACAUUUACCUCGUCCCGAUGCUGUUGCUGAGCCCUGCAACACAGAGUGUGAAAUCAGGUGGCAUGUUGCUGGAAAGAGCGAGUGUUCAGCCAAAUGCGGCCCUGGCUACCGCAGCCUGGAUGUUCAGUGUAUGAAGUACAGUCUGAUGAAGAGACAGAGUGAGCGGGCGGAGGCUGGCUCCUGCAGAGACGUCACCAAGCCUCAGACAAGAGAGCCCUGCCAUGGAGACUGUCUGCUUAAGAGCUGGCAGUACAGCGCCUGGUCUCAGUGCUCUACGACGUGUGGACGUGGAAGCCGUAGCAGAGAUUCUUACUGCAUGAACAACCUGGGCCGGCGGCUGGUGGACAGGGAGUGCAAUGAGUUCCAGAGAGUUGUCACUGAAUCCUGCAACGACCAGCCGUGCCCGAAGUGGACUGUCAGUGAGUGGAGCGAGUGCCUUGUGACGUGUGGCAAAGGGAUGAGACACCGACAAGUGUCCUGCAGCGUGGGAGCCGGGGAGGAAAAGCUGAGCGAGCACUUCUGCGACUCGUCCAGCAAACCCUCUGCAGUGGGGAGCUGCGAGCAGCCUGAGUGUGCGUCUUGGCAAGUCGGCGUCUGGGGGGCGUGUGCGGUGACCUGUGGCCAUGGCUACCAGAUGAGAGCUGUCAGGUGUGUGUCGGGGAAUUAUGGCGAGACGGUCGAUGACAGAGAGUGCAAUGCUGCGGCAAGGCCCAGGGACAGUCAGGACUGUGAGAUGCCUCCGUGUCCGUGGGCCUCUCCGGCACAAAGCACGCCUCGUCCUGACAACUCUGCACAGCUCCUGACCCAGUGGAGAUACGGCUCCUGGACCUCGUGCUCAGUGUCCUGUGGCAAGGGGAAGCGUGAGCGUUAUGUCAGCUGCAGAGAUGCCCAGGGAGGAGUGGCUGACGAAUCAGACUGCGCCCACCUGUCCCGCCCCCCAGAGUCCUCCGCCUGCUUCAGCCCCUGUGGCCAGUGGCAAGCCAGAGAGUGGUCUCCUUGUUCGGUGACGUGCGGCAUGGGAAGAACCACCAGACACGUGGUCUGCUCUAACUACCACCAGCCAGUGGACCAGUCCUUCUGUGACCCAGAUGAGAAGCCCACAGCCGAACAAGAGUGCACCUCCCCACCCUGCACCUCCAUCCACCACCGUCAGCGCAUCAAUGACCAGCCCUAUGGAUAUCCUCAGGAUCCAGGGCGUCAUCCGGGCCACAGCAGCUGGAACGUGCCAUCAGCAGACAACCAGUGGAGGACGGGACCCUGGGGAGCAUGUUCCAGUACCUGUGCAGGAGGUUUCCAGAGGCGAGUGGUGGUCUGUCAGGAUGCCGACGGACGCAGCAACAACUUCUGUGAUGAGAGGGUCAAACCUGCCGAGUCUAAGAGCUGCGACUCGGGGCCCUGCCCUCUGUGGAACUACGGAGUCUGGGGAGAGUGUACCCAGACCUGUGGUGGAGGAAGGAGGACUCGCCUGGUGGUUUGUCAGAGGCCCAACGGACAGAGACUCAACGACUACAACUGUGACGUCUUGGACAAGCCGCCUGACAUGGAGCAGUGCAACCAGCAGCCGUGCCCAGGCUCUGCCUCCUGGCAACGCCGACCAUGGAAGCCGUGUUCAGUGAGCUGUGGUCGGGGGACCAAGCAGCGGGACGUAGCCUGUGUUUAUCAGAACCAAACCAAAAUAGACGAGGACCUCUGCAGUCAUCUACCCCGGCCGAGGACACAGAAGGCCUGCCGGGCUCAAGGAUGCCCCAGUUGGAAAGCCAACAGGUGGAGGGAGUGCUCCGUCACCUGUGGAGUUGGAGGUCAGAAGCGAGACGUUUACUGCAGGCUAAAAGGCACCGGGCGGGUCAGAGAAGACCUGUGUGAUGCUCGCACACGCCCUCCUGUUGUCCGACCAUGCCACCCCGCAGAGUGCACGCGUUACGUUUGGGUUGCUGGCGAAUGGCAGGAAUGCAACGUAACAUGUGGAGAAGGCAUGAGAAGCAGGAAGGUGGGGUGCGUGGGGCCAGGGGGGACACCCGCCCAGGAUGAUUACUGUGAGCCAUCGUCCCGGCCUCCAGCGCUCCAGUCCUGCACAGAAGAUCCCUGUCGCUACAUGUGGAUGACGGGGGAAUGGUCACAGUGCUCUGCCAGCUGCGGUGUUGGCUACCAGCAGCGUUUUGUGUCCUGCUCCGCGCUGCCCUCCUCCCGCGCUCAGCACUCAUAUGCUCAGACCUCCUUUGCCGGCACAAACUGCCCUGGGCCCCACCCUCCUGGCACCCAGCCUUGUCUCCUCACCGACUGCCCGCACACAACCUACUGGAAGGUUGGCCCAUGGAGCAAGUGCUCGCAGACCUGCGGGGCCGGAGUGAUGGAGCGCAGGGUGGAGUGCGUUACCUCCAAAGGCCAACCGUCCAAACACUGCCGUCCAUCAGACAGACCCGAGUCUCAGGCUGCAUGUCAGGACAGAGAAUGCCAGCUGUUCACUUCGUGUCGAGAGGUCCAGAUGAGGCAGGGUGUGAGGAUAGAUGGGGAAUACUAUCUCAGAGUCAAGUCCCGGAUCCUACAGAUUUACUGCGCUGAGAUGCAGACUGAUUUCCCCAAAGAGUACGUGACCCUGCGCAGCGGUCAGACAGACAACUACUCUGAGGUGUAUGGGCACAGGUUGCUGAACCCCUUCGAAUGCCCGUAUAACGGCAGCCGAAGGCAGGACUGCGCCUGCCGGAAUGACUACUCAGCGGCAGGAUACACUGUCUUCCACAAAGUUCGUCUGGACCUGAGCUCCUUGAGGAUAAUGAUCACAGACCUGCAGUUUUCCCAGACUCUUCUUGGUCGACCCGUGCCCUUUGCUACAGCGGGAGAUUGUUACAGCGCGGCCAAGUGUCCGCAGGGCCAGUUCGGCAUUAAUCUGAUUGGCACGGGCCUCAAAGUGGCUCAGGCCACCAAAUGGACCUCACAGGGCAACUAUGUUUCCGUGAAAGUCCACAGAUCUGAGGACGGGACAAGAAUCUACGGCCGCUGUGGUGGUUUCUGUGGGAAGUGCAUUCCCCAGGCUCACAACGGCCUACUCCUUCAAGUCCACUGAGGGCAAUGCAGAGACCAAACCCAUAAAUCUGCCCUGAAGACAGAAGCACGACAACAUACAGUAAGAUUUGUUGGAUCCUGUAGUCAUCUGUGAGUGUGGUGGAGGAAAAUUGCAACAGCUGUUAGCCCGCAGUAACGUCCCCCCAGUUUCCAAAUGGCAGCUAAAACCGACGACACACUACACACUGUGCAGUGCCACAUGGCCACCGUCAGGUCCUGCAUCCACACUGCAACGUCUCAAGAGGAGCCAACUAUAUUCGCUUGUCAACAGUUUUGCAGAGGCCAUCAAGCACAUCUGCGCUUUGGAACCUUUUUUGUUCUCUGACACUGUCAUAAAUGUGUAUGUAUCAAGGACGCAGGACUUUAACACACUGGGAGAGCAAGUACAGAAAUAGUAGGAAACCACAUUUUUGUCUUAUGGUAGUCUGUGAAAUGAAGUGGUGAAAAAGAAAUCUGAAUUUCACUGUAUUGCGUCUGGAACUAAUCCUGUUACUUGUACUUUCCACAGUGUAUAGAUAUUUAUAGCUACACUGUAAGCGAUCUUUGUCACUUAUCAAACUGACCUGUAAUCAGAGAGGCCGCGUAUUAUGGGAAUUCUCCAGUGGCAACGAAGUACCACAGACAGACACUGGAAUUGUAUUUAAGUGAUAGUUCUGUUAUUUUUUUAUUUACAGUUUGUUUUGGCUGAUUUUUAGAGAAGGCUAAGCUAACUGGCUGCUUUUUGUAGAUACCAAUGUUCUCAUCUAACUCUCAGCAAGAAAGCAAGUAUAUUUCUCGAGACGUUCAACCAGAGUAAGAUCGCAGCUAUGAUACCCUUCCAGACAUUUCUCAUGUCAGAGGUCAAACUUUAAGAGCCACUACAUCCAACUGCAGGUCACCUUUGAUUUUGUGCAUUUCUAGAGUCUGUUUGCUGUCAGCUGUUGUCAGGCAUUCAACAAAACUACUGGCUGUACCCUGACUGAUGCUAACGUAGAGCGGUCGGUAUGAACUCUAGGGGGGUGAAAGAGCUGAAAGGUUUUCAAGUGUUAAAGUAUGUAGUAUUAUUAGUGUUAUUCUUUAAUUACAUCACACAGACAAGUUCUCAUCUGUUACACCGUGACACAGUAUCAGGUGUGAUGUCUCACCUCACACCCUGCAACCCCCUACCUCUCGCAAACACCCAUACUCUGUUGAGAUAUGUGUUGUAAUAUAUUUAAGUUCGACCAUAUUUAUUCUCUAUUGACUUGUAGAUAUGUUUGAUUUGUUACAAUGACUACUAGUGACGGAGGAGCCAUCGUCUGAUAUGUUUUGUCCGUUGUCUGCUUUGCUAAAGUAGGUGUUUGUAGCGUAUAACCACUAACUUUAAAUUAGUAUGUUUCGAAUGGUGCUUUUGAACUACCACUGGAAUUACCUCUAAUCUCGAGAAGGAAAAGACUGACUUUGGGAAUAACUCGAUAUGUGACGGACUCUCUCUUACGCAGGUGUAGGGGUCUGUCAUAUGUAUCAGAUAAACCACUGCAUGAAGAAAUCUGUGCUUAACUCCUCAUAAAAGGCUUUCACCGUGACCACUACUACCACUGCAACCAUCAAGCAACCUAACAUGCUGGUACGCUGAUGUUAAGCUUUAACCAAAGUUGGCAGAUAGAUUCACAUAUAUUUUUUUUCCUAUCUCUGACAAUGCAGCUUGUUUUGAUUUAAAGAAUGGCCGAAAAUAAAAAAAGUCAGUGAGCAGCUAGAAAACCUUUGGCCGUCAUCAGUUUUUAUGAUGGCCAAUUGUGCUAUGAGGUCUGUAUCAGAAAUUUAAAGAAUACUUGAUGCACUAUGUGCCAGAAAUUUUGUAGAAAUGUAAUCCUGUUUGUUUGUUUGUUGUUUGUUGUUGUUGUUUUUUUGUAAUAACUGUUAAGAUUUGUAACUUAUGAUAUAUGUGUAUUUUUUAAUAUUCAUACUUGAAUUGUAAACGGCGUGCUAAAUAUUGAAUGGGCAUUGGUACUGGACGGAGAAACAGUGUGCUUGUUUGCCAUGCUUUAUCCAAAGAUGUUUUUAAGAAUCAUGUGUACAUACAGUAUGUGUGUAGCCUGUAUAAGAGAAACAAAUGAUUCUGGUGCUAUGGUUACUAAUCAUACGAUUACUGUAUGCCUUGCUACUAUACUAAUGCUGUUAAAAAUAAAUAAGAAUAAAAUGUGCUUUUCAGCAGA